Messenger RNA from Hemicordylus capensis (graceful crag lizard), 14533 nucleotides. It is a transcript of the gene ZNF365, whose product is annotated as zinc finger protein 365. Gene Ontology annotation, biological process: telomere maintenance; regulation of double-strand break repair via homologous recombination; regulation of DNA strand resection involved in replication fork processing. The coding region runs from base 247 to 1482 and encodes 411 amino acids. Lineage: Eukaryota; Metazoa; Chordata; Lepidosauria; Squamata; Cordylidae. Gene Ontology annotation, cellular component: centriolar satellite. The record is from RefSeq and is a predicted model, not a curated record. The transcript has 6 exons.
UGCCAGCUCGGUCUUUGCCCAGGCCGCCGCAGCUCUCGCUCCCCGCCCUUUGCUCUGCCUGCUCUCUGUGGGUGUGAAUGAGUGGGCGACGGGGGCGUGAGCGGCUGUGACUGCGCCGGGUUCAGCGUGAUUUACGGCUCUGCUGAAAACUGCUUUUCCCCGCAGCAGCAUCACCGGCAUCGGCGGCGGCAGCACCGGCAGCGGCGGCGACGACGACGACAGCAACAAGUCAGGAUCUGGAAAGUAAUGCAACAGAACACUUUAGAAGAAAGCAGAUACCCCUGGCAGGAGUCCUUUGAAAAUGUCAAUGUAUGUAUGCCAUUCCGUUGCCCACGAUGCGGGGACCACACUAGAUUCAGGACCUUGUCAUCUCUGAGAGCCCAUCUAGAAUACAACCAUAGUUACGAAGAAAGAAGCCUUCUGACAAGAUGCAACCUGUUUUCUUCCCUCAAAGAUGGAGACCUGAUUUCUUCUUCCGAGCCCCUGACACAAGGCAUGCUUGGGGAUAGCACUAAUGUAAUGAAACCAAAGUUGUCCUACCUAAACUUCUGCGACACAGCACAUGAGAACACAAAGAACAGGAAGCCCUUGGAAGUGGAAGCUGAAAGGCCUGUGUCUUUUGGGUCAAAUUACACAUCAGGAGAGUCUACUGGUGAGCCAAUUUCUAAACCGGGGUUGGCAGCAACAGACUCGAAAGCCUCGUUUGAGGCCCACGUGAGAGAGAAGUUUAACCGAAUGGUAGAAGCUGUAGAUAAAACAAUAGAGAAGAGGAUUGACAAGCUUACCAAAGAGCUGGCCCAAAAGACAGCCGAACUCUUGGAGGUUCGGGCAGCUUUUGUGCAGCUUUCUCAGAAGAAACAGGAAGUGCAGAGGCGAGAGAUGGCCCUAAACAGACAAGUGGAUGUUGCAGUUGAGAUGAUUGCAGUGCUGAAGCAACGGCUUACAGAGUCUGAGGAAGAGCUCCAUAGGAAGGAAGAAGAAGUAGUUACGUUUAAUCACUUCCUGGAGGAAGCAGCUGAGAAGGAGGUUCGCGGCAAAGCCAGACUCCAUCAUUUCAUUGAGAAUCUGCUGCAGCGGGUUGAUCUGGCAGAGAAGCAGUUAGAAUAUUAUCAGAAUCAGCAGAUAAUGGGCAACUAUAGUGAUGUCAAUGAACACGUGGAGCUCAGUGGAGUAUGUGGUUCUCCCUUCCUUCCCUGCCCAUCAUUUUAUUCUCAAGUUUACGGACAUCUCAUUCAGCGAGGAAAUCAGCAUGCUUUUUAUAACACUCCUGAUGCGAAACCUCAUUCCCAUCAAAAAGGACGCAUGCAUCUGAAGAAAGCCAAGGAGGACAAAAUUGGUGCUCAUCCCAUUAAAUUAUUUUAUGAACCAGGUGACUGUUCGAGGGACCUUUGGAGACCUCCAAAGAAAGGGGAUGCAGCAAAUGCUGCCCGGAAGGUUAACGCAAAAUCAAAGAUCAGUAAAAAAGGCAAACAGCUCUACUGAGAGUCCAUAGAGAAUAUAUAUUAUCUAUCUAAACUAAUCUGUUAAUCUAUAAACACAUAUUGCAAGAGCUGGUAGCUUUGCGCUACUGCAAAUAGAUAUUAAAUCACACCCAUUGCUUAAUCACUGUAUCUUACCCUAUUCAUUUUGGGCAAUGACUUGAUAUAUUUAAUAGAUGAUAUUAUUAAUCCAUAAAUAUAGAAGACUAACUUAACUGCCUCAUUUCCAGGACUUUGGUUGUUUAUGUGAGGUGACACGUUAUUUUUACAAGAGCUGGUUUCAGUUGAGUCCAGCAUUUCACUCUAUUGGCAUAGCUGUAAUUUUAUUUAUAAUUACAUUAAUUCAUUUUGACAGAUGGGUUCAUCAUAAGUCUAUUUGCUGCUUCAAGUUAGAGGAAUUCCUUCUCUUGGCACCUUGAUAAAUUAGCUCUCCUUGGUUUACUUUGGGAGCAAUUGGUGAGGAAUAGGUUUAGAGACUGAUCUUAUAGGUCUAAAUGCACUUAUUAUAUAGUUGAGUGUAUCUUUCUGAUUUCAGGGCAUAAACCAUAUGAUUGCAUUUCUGCACUAACAAGCAGCUAUGAGGAAUGUGCAGGGAUUAUCACCUCCCUCUCCUGCCUUGCUGCUGCUUUCUCCUACUACCCAGGAGGACAGGCAGUGUGGAAGGAUUUGUUUGGAAGCCCAGUGAGCUGCAUUCUCCCCCUAGCCAGGAAAAUGCAGGGUCCAAUUAGCUAUGAUGGCUGGUCCUCACAGGCAAGCACAGGAACCAGUACCUGCUGCUGGAAGAAGAUACUGUAGAUACCCUUGAGCUGUUCAAAGAGCCAUGGGCCAUUUUCUGUGAUGCUUUCCUCAGUGGCUAAAGCAAGAACCUCCCUCCCAUACAUGAGUAUGGUUAUUCCUAUGGUGCAGACACUACUGCCGUAAAGUACUAUAGCAGGCUUGCUCAACUUUGGCCCUCCAGCAGAUGUUGGCCUACAACUCUCAUAAUCCCUGGUUAUUGGCCACUAUGGCUGGGGAUUAUGGGAGUUGUAGUCCAAAAACAGCUGGGGGACCAAAGUUAAGCAGGCCUGCACUAAAGUAACUAUCUCUGUGCCUUGAGGGCCAGUGCAAAUGCAGCCAUUUACUUAUAUCUGUUACAUUUGUCUCCCACCCUCCACCCAAGAAGUUCAGGAUGGUAUACGUGAGGGUUAUCCUGUUUCAUCCCCCUAGAUUGGAGUGCGUGCAAGUUGCAGGCCCAAGGCUAUCCAGUGAGCUUCCCAGUUGAGUGGGAGUUCCAAACUCAGGUCUUCCUGGCCUAAGUCCAAACACUUAGCCACAGGACCACUUUGGCUCUUUAUACGCUUGAGCCUCUCUCAUUGUGACACUUCAUAUUGCAGAUAUCUGCACUUCUGUGCCAUUCGUGCUACUUUGAGUUACUGAUUUGUUAUUCUAAAUCCAAACUUUUGUGCUCACUUUGCAGAACCUACAUGUUAUUAUGGCUGCCAGAUGUAGGCUUUACCUAGGGUCAAGUUCUGAACCGUAUUGCCCAAAAGAAUGAUCUCGAGGCCAAUGAUAUGAUGCUGUCACAUUACUAAAGCUAAUCAGGGCUCAGUCUGAACAAUGCCUGGAUCCUCGUGUAAGGGAUCCCCAUGUAAGCUACUUUAGCUUUCUGAAGGAGGAGUGGAAUACAGAAGUGAUAAAUAAAUUGUCAUAAUUGUCCCCUAGUGUAACUACUAGGUACCAGUAACAGAACUUCCAGCUCAGAGGAAGUCUCCUGCUUCACCCAUUGUCCAUGGAAUGUGCCAAGACCUUCAAUUAAUCCAUCAACUUAAUCCUCUUUAAUUGGGCUAGGGGAGCAACAUACGGUUCACAAGCCAAAAAUGGCCCAUCAUUUUGCUUAGCAGAAUUAUUUAUUUAUUUAUGUAAAAUAUUUAUACCCUGUUCCUCCAGCGCACUACUGCUCAUGGUGGCUUACAACAAUAAAAUAGAUACAAAACACAAUAAAAGUAAUAAAAUUAACCAAGUCAAACAAACAAGUUAAAAGGUUAAAAACCACAAUAUGAGUAGUGGGUUGUCUAGUUUAUUUAUUUUUUCUUGUAUUUUUUUCCUCAUAACUCUGCCCACCUUGAGUGCAGUUGACCCCAGUGUUUUGAUGGCCUUGGGUGUGGCAUAUUGGCCAGCAGAGUACCAAUGUUACUUGCUCUAUAAUGGAUUCAACUGUGGCCUAGUUCUCACCAAAGUGGUAAAGCUGCACCUGGUCAGGACUGCUUUUGACUACAGGUGGGGGCUUACAGGAUAACAUGACCCUCUCGCCCCAAAAAUAUUCCUACAGAUAGAAAAUGAAUAUGUCAAAGAUAAGAAUAGGCUUGAACUCAUUUAUUAUUUAUUUAUUUUUCUAUAUAAAUGUCUUUGGAAAGCGCUUUUUUUUUUGGAGAAGUGGUAUAGAAGUAGUAGUAGUAACCCUUCUUUCUGACAACUGUUUUGUUUUUGAUGGGGAAAUGUUUUGUGUAGAGGAGCAUUCAGUCAUUUGAGUCUCCACCUGAGUUUUCCUGAGUUUACCACCUCAGUGAGAAUUAGGCCUAUAUUUCAUUCUCUCCCAAGUAAUAUCUGCAUUUGCUGUUGGCUGCUAGUCUACAAACUUUCACUCAGUUAUUACACAUCCCCAAUUACAUUAGAUUUUGAUGCUUAGAAUAGUCACAAAACUCAGUGGAAAUUUUAUAAGGUUUGUAUUUGGCCCUAGCCAGCCAAGAAUGAACCCUUCCUGAAAGAAUGGGGUGAAUCUCACAAUCACCCUAGGCAGGCAGGGAGGGCGUGGGGGGAAGGCUGUUUUCCACUUACAUUCCCCCCCACUCCGCAGACAACCAAGCAGGUUGGCUUCGGCGCGCCUCCCAUGUACCCACACAGACAGCCCUGCUCCAUGCAGCUCCAUGAAGUAUGGAGCAGGGCGGAGGAAUCUGUGGCCAGAACUUGUUGUUCUGGCCUCCAGGCAUCCUGCAGUGCAAUGCGCACGACAGGCGCGUUGCAUUGGGGAUCCCACUCCCACGAUGGGCGCUCUAUGUGCCUGUCUCUGUGAUUGCAGCCCAAGGAAUCAUACGAUUCCCAGUAGCCGGGUUAAGGGUUAAGCACCCUUAACCUCGGUUAAAAGUUGGAUUUAUUAAGGGGGUUAGGCAGGAGGAGAGGGGAGGGAUCUGUGAGGAUCCCACUGCUUCUUACGACCAACCUAAUGCUGCUUGGGGUGACCCAGGCAGGGUUAGGCUGGUCGUGAGAAAAGCCUCCUUUCCUGGCAUGGAUGAUAUGAAAUCUCAGCAAGGCAACCUUGAAUAAAAAUAGUUGCAUUUUAAAACCAUCUUCUAUUUUUUUGCAAUGAACUACAGAAGGCAGCAAUCCAGAAUAAGAUGAGCCAUCAACAUAACCAAUUAAUUGAUUAAAUGUGAUUAAUUGAUUAAAUGGUUUAAUUUAAUUGAUAAAUGUGCAUACUACCAAAACCUCAAUAUAGGUUUCCCUCUGAGAUAUUAAUGAAAGUGCGAGAAAGCUUAUGGUUUAAUAAACAAAAGCCGCCACUCACCGUUAAUACUAUCUUUAAUAUUUAUUUUUCACUUCCUAUGACCUUAAUAUUCUAGAACCAAAAUAGCCUCGAUAUGUAAACAAGCGUCCCCUUAAUUUUCAGCCUUACUUACUAAAACUGGUUAAAACAAGAUUAAAACAGGUCCCUACCUAUUCAUCAGCUAAAGCUUUGGUUGAUUGAUCUAAUUAACCUAACUGAAGUUUGCAGCCCUAAAAAUGAGGUUCAUCUUCCUCAAUAGCCAAGCCAGAGAAACAGCCUUGCAUGCUUGUUAGUAAGAGACAAACUGCAUUAAUGGCACCAUUUCAAAUCAUGCCACUUCUUGUAUGUAGGCUUCAGUAAACUGAUGGCUUUAACCUUGAAUUGAUCCAAGUAAAUUUUCUUCUUGCUGAUUCACUAAAGUUUUAUCUUGAACCUUUAAUAGAAAUGAGUGCAAUUAAUGGGUAUCACAUUUUGUUGAGGUUCGGCAGGUUUUAUGAGCUAUAUUUUUAGAGUUUGUUUUUUAAGCUUUCAGAUUCAAAAUAGUGUUUGACUUGUUGCUUGUGUUUACAUUUUUGCUGUUUUGCACUGACUUAUGAUGGCCUACUGUCAAUGCUCAUGGCAGGGGCAGGUGAGGCAAAAAGAGGCAGCAGACAGAGUUACCAGAGAUUAGGGCUGGAGUGUGGAACUGGAGCAACAAUGGGGUCAGGAACCAGUGGGAACAGCAGACUUGAGUAGGCUUUCCAGAGAGCUUCUCAGGGCGAGUUGCUGUACCAUCAAGGUCUGGGUGCAAAUGAAGGGUUGAAAUAGGAGCAGGAAGCUCCUCCCCUUCCUGGAGUUAGCUUGGCCUGAGAUCUACACUUGCUUUCUCCUUGUCCUGACUAGGCCAAUUUGCAGGAAAGCUACAGGCAUCCAGGUGGGCACUCUGCCAGUUUUGGAUGCUAUCCCAGAUCUGGUGCUGCCAGUGGCCCACCAUUGAUCUUGGAGUCCUGGAGGAAAUUGAGGACAGUCUGAAGUAGGGCUUGAGGCCCUGAUGCAGGGUGUCAUAUCUUCUGAUCUGUUAGGCUUCUCCAGUGAGGCCAACUCUGACUGUUCCUCCAGGACUGUGGUCACCACAGGAUUGUGAGCAGCAGAGGCUUCUCCAGGGUACAUGUCUGGCUGUGUCCUGACACCUCUCCCCAGUGUACUCUUAGAUCUCAUUACCAUCCUGUUUCUAGCAGUGGGCUUGAUUCUACCCCUGAGUAUAUUAACUGCAGCUAACUUUCCUAGAGCAGGAAUAGCCAACUUAUUGAAGUGGGUGGGGCAGGGCGGGAGUUUCUUCCUGGCUAAGAUGCUUGAGGUUCAUCCCCCAGCCAUGACAUCGUUUCUCAGCAGCCUGGCUAGGGAGUGCCUUCCCCACAAACAAGAAGUUGACUGAGAAGAACUCCUGUAAGGUAAAAAGGGGAGAAAAGGAGAUACACAUUACUUCUUACCUUGCAGGUUCCCUUUCCAGUAGUAUAGAUAUGAUUAGCUUUCAUUUCAUUUAAGUUACUGCUUUUGAUUAAAACCAUGGGAAAGGGUGGUUAGAGGACAGAAGAAUCAGGGCAGGUGCUGGAUGCCUUACUGAGCUGCCAGUUGGCCAUCCCUGAUCAAGAGGCCUGGAAAGACAUUUCUUUUUGAACUGAUCCUUACAAAUACAAUCAAGCCUCUCAGAUCUUAGCACAGCACAUUUGAGCAAAGAUUUUUUUGGCUCAGAAAGACCUAUGGAAUUAUGGAUCUCAGGCUUGUAUAUUCCAUUGGGUUGACUUGUGCCAUUUAGAAGGAUUCUAUUUUUUAUCACAAUGUUCUCCAUUGCAUUUUGUGGAUGUGUUUCGCUAAAUCUGACCUUCACACCAGCUUUACAGGUCUCUAACAUCCUAGCGAUGUUACAGGCAAAACUAGUUUUCGCCAGAAAAAAUAGCUGAGCCACGUCGAUGUGUAAUUUAUUUUUAAAUUCUCCUUAUAAGAGAGAUGUAAAACGUCUUUGUGUGAGGUGGUUUUACAGUAUGUGUAUUAAGACUUGUGGAAAAUGUUAUUGUUUUUUACAACAAUGAAUAUUUGAUAAAAAAUCACUAUGGUUGUGGCAAUAAAAACAGGGUUUACAAUAUAUUUAAUGGAAGUAAAAUACAGGUAAGAGCAUUUGCUGUUGUAUAAAUAAUCCCAAAUGGAAUUUGGUGAUUAAUCAAUCUUAAAUUAUUGUUUUUAUUUAUCUAAAGUACAUGGAACACUCUUUGUAUAUGUCCAACUUUCACAAUGUUAUUUCAAUGUUAUUUCAUAUUUAAAGACUGGUUCACACAUGCAUGUUCAUAUCAGCUGAUGACUGCAGCAUCAGGUAGCGACUCACAUGUGUGGAUGGGUUAUCACUUAUCAGACUUCUGUAUCAUCUCACCAGUUCCAAACUAAUGCUUUUCAAUGGAAUAAGAUCAGACAUUUAUUUAUUUAAAAACUUAUAUCCUGCUUUUCCUUUUUUUAAAAAAGCUCAUAAAAAUAAUUUAAAACAAACAACGGAUAAUGAAAGCAAUCAAAAACAGCAAUUAAUUUAAAAAAACACCUCCAUGAUCCAGACAGAUAUAGUAGAUCACAAAACCCCCAGAAAAGACCUGUUGAAAGAGGAGUACCUUCAGCUGGUGCCACAACACCAACAAGGUGGGGUGCCACAACACUGACAGAUUUACUGUCUGGCCUUGGCCUGGCUCUAAGGCAAGCUGCGGUGAAGAGGGCUCAGUUGCAGAGGUGGCAGAGUAGGGUCAAAAGGGCCAGAGGCAGUAGAUGUUUUCAGGACAGGCUGGGGUCGAGACGCAGAUUGGAUAGACAAGGAUUAGAAGGACCUUAGGCAGAAGCCAUGGUUGAAUGUGAGUGGGGAAAGUGCUGGUUUAUCAAGGUGAGCUGGGGCAAUGCUGUGGCGUUGCUCAAAACUGAGGAGCCAAGCACAGAGCAACUGUUGUAUAGGGCCAGCCAGGCCCCUCUUGGCAUCUCAGGCCAUCCGGGUUGAAGAGCUCCAGUGCCAGUUCCAGCAAUUAUAUGGGUGGUGCUAUAUUGCAGCAGAGAGCAGGCUGAUAACUCCCUCUGUUUGGGAGUUGUGGUGGCACAGGAGUAAGGUGUCUGAACCUUACUGCCAGAGUGCCCCUGUUGCCUUACACUGAAUUUCAGUGGGAAAGAGUUCCAUAGGGUAGGUACCACAACAGAGAAGGCCCUAUCAUGUGUCACCACAAAACAGCUCUCAAAUGGCAACAGGGCAUGCAAGAGAGACCCCACCCCACCCAGGUUCCAUUUAGGGUAGAACUGAACAUUAUAGAGACACUGGGCUGCAUUUGAAACCAGAAACCCCAUGUCGAAUUUCCCCUCCAGUUCCAUAACAUGUAAUACAAUUUACUUUAUAUCAUGACAUAAUUAUGCUGUGCAUGUCUGCAUCCCUCACCCCCAGUUCAUGGUAAAAGACCGUAGCUGAGUGGAAGUGCAUCUGCUUUGCAUGCAGACAGUCCCAGGUUCAAUCCCUGGGUAGGGCUGAGAAAUACCUGUCCAAAAUCCUGGCGAGCCAUUGCCAGUUAGUGUGGUCCUGAGCUAGAUGUACCAAAGGACUGACUCAGUAUAAGGCAGCUUCUUUGUAGCCUGCUGGUGGGAGCAGAGAGAUGCUCAGCAUCAUAUCAGGGCUCAGAACUAAAGAUACUGUAUUACCUGUUCUCGGGGAUGGAUGGAACUCAACAAGGGGCUAUUCUUUUUGAUGGCAGCCUUGGGUUCUUUAUAAUGUGUAGUUCUUCACUCAGCUGCCAAUCGUCUAUAGAGUGGUGUGAUGCAUAUGUGAACCAGCCUGAAAUUAUAAUGAAAUUUUUAGGAUUUGUUGAGGUAUCUCACUGUUCUAUAUAACAUUAUUCUGUGUUACACAUUCUGUGCUGGUGAAAAGAAUUGUAUUGCAUGUUCUUAUUUUGUCUGUCAAGUGCUAUGCGAUGAGAGAUUUCAUUUGCAAUCCAAACAGCUUCAAACUGUUUUCAGUGUUUCUUCUGCUUUGUACACGACUAGCUUUCUUUAAAAAUUUGCGAGGGGGAAUUGCAGCCCAUAUGGAGGAUAUUCAGACAGAACUCAGGGUGGAACUACACGUUGCAGAGAACACGGGAGGCCAGUUCCGGCAUUCAGAGAGAGCGCCACUGAGCAGCCUGGCUGGGCUGGAAGUAGGUGGGAAGUCCCACCCCCAGCCCAUCAUUCACUCUUCAACCCACUCUUCACGCUUAGCGCAGAGUUCAUCUGAAGAGACGGAAGUUGUAAGUGUGCUUGCUUCCAUUCCCAUGAUCGCAAGCGUGGAGAGUGGGUUGAGAGAGUGAGUGAUGGGCUGAAAGGUGGGACUGUAAGCAUGUCCAGUGGUGUUCUGAGCAGGGCUAGGGUGUUGCUCCAAAUGGCAGCCCUGGGUAGAGUUCUCCCCUCCCUGCCCAUAAUGUCUAGCUCAGCCUGCUGUUGUUGGACUAGGACUCACUACAGCACUACAACCUGACUAUUGGCCACUAUGGCUGCAGAUGAUGGGAGUUACAAUUUAACAACAGCUGGAGGGCCAAAGUUAUGCCACCCUGGCCUAGUUCAAUUUAGUACAUGUCCUGAUGCCAUUAUAAUGCAUUUCCAUGCCCCUAUGCCUCAUUAUUAGUGGGUGUGGAGAAACAGUGCACCAUGCUGACAUCAUGGGGUGAGGUGAGCUAGAUGAGAGCCUUUGUCAUGUAAUAGCUGACUCACAAGUCAGGAAGUCCCCAAUUUGAAUCUUACCUCUGGGAUAGCUACCUCUCGUGAGGUAGCCUAAGGCGAACCACAGUCUCUUAGCCUCAGCCCCUAUCUGCGAUAUGGGGAUAAUAAUAUUCACCUACCUUACAAGGUUUUUGUAAGGAUUGUGACAAUUCAUACAAUUAAAAAAAUGUGUUCUACCAGGUUUAGGAGCUGUGUGUGCUCCCAGUUUUUGGUUGUGUGGAAGCAAGGUAGGAGGAAACACUACCCAGGUUUUCCCCCCUACCUUGCUUCCACACAAUCACUUCUACCCAGGUUCUCCUCCUACCUUGCUUCCAAAUAACCCAAAACCAGGAGCACAGUUCCCAAACCUGGGUAGAACACAGUUUUUGAUUGUGUGAAUUACUUCAUUGUAUGGGAAGCACUUCAAACAUUUGAAAGUGCUAUAUAAUAUUAUUGUUUUGCAGAGGAGGGGGGAUAAACUUGAAAAAAGGCCACUGUUUUUUCCCAUUAGUCCAAUGUUCUUUGUAACAUGUAGUUCUGCCCUAAAUACAGUAGCUCAUUCUUUACUGAGUCAAGGAUGAAGUAGUCUCCACAUUCUUAAAUACUUUAGCUACACUUUGUGACCAUGAGUCACUAAAGAGAAAACCAUGGUUGCAUAUGGAUAUGCUUAGUUUUCAUCUUAUUUAAGUUGCUUAAAAAAAAAAAAUCUAAAGCACUGUAGGCUGCAUGUGUCAUUUUCCCAAUUCUUGAAUUGGUCAAGUCAUCAUAUGCUGAAUCAAUCAGUUACAAAGCAGUUGGAAUGCACUGUAACCCCAGAAAAAGAUGUUUUCAACAACUAUUUAAAAAAAAAAAAUCUAAUAAAGACUAUAUUUCUCAAUCAUUGUAUUGGCGAACUAUAUAAUACUUCUAUGUAGAACAGUGGUUUUGAAGCAACACUAAAGACAUUCCCUGCUGUGUACUAUUAGUUACCUGUUCUCCAAUGCAGUAAUUUUGUUUACUGUAGUCACAUUCUAGUCAGAGAGGAGGAAGCUUUCUUAAGAAACCCACUCUGGAUCUCCUGUUGAUGGAUAAUUAUAAGUCAGUCUGCAACCUUCCAUGGCUGGGUAAGAUGAUUGAGAGGAUGGUGGUUGACAAGCUCCAACCAGUCUUGGAGGAAACCGAUUGUCUAAACCCAUUUCAAACUGGCUUUAGAACAGGCUGUGUGGUUGAGACGGCCUUGGUCGGCCUGAUAGAUGACCUUAUCCAGGCAAUUGACAGAGGGAGUGUGGCUCUGCUGGUUCUUUUGGAUCUCUCAGCUUUCAAUACCAUUGGCCAUGGUAUCCUUCUGGAUCACCUGAGGGAUUUGGGAAUAGGAGGCACUGUUUUACAGUGGUUCUGCUGCUAUGUCUCAGGUAGAUUCCAGAUGGUGGUGUUUGGUGACAGUUGCUCUUCAGAACAGGAGGUACUAUAUGGAGUCCCUCAGGGCUCCAUUCUGUUACCAAUGCUUUUCAACAUCUACAUGAAACCACUGGAUGAGGUCAUGGGAUUUGGUGCUGGGUGUUAUCAAUAUGCUGAUGAUACCCAAAUCUAUUUCUCCUUGUCAUCAAUAUCAGGAAAUGGCAUUAGUCCCUUAAACGCUUGCCUAUAGACAGUAAUGGGCUGGAUGAGGGAUAAUAAACAGAAGCUGAAUCCAAGCAAGAUGGAGGUGCUCAUUGUUGGAGGUCAUAAUCUGCAAGAUGGGAUAGAACUUCCUGCCCUGGACUAGGUUACACUUCCCCAGAAAGAAUAGGUUUGUAGCUUGAGAGUCAUCUUGGACCAGGAUCUCACCCUGGUGCCUCAGGUCAAGGCUGUGGCCAAGAGUGCUUUUUAUCAGCUUUGGCUGAGAAGACACCUCUGCCCCUUCCGUGAAGAGGAUGACCUCAAAACAUUGGUACAUCAGCUGGUAACCUCCCAGCUAGACUACUGCAAUGCACUCUAUGUAAGGCUCUCUUUGUAUGUCAUUCAAAAACUUCAGUUAGUUCAAAAUGCAGCAGCCAGAUUGGUCUCUGGGAUAUCCUGGAGAGACUACAUCAUGCCUGUUCUUAAACAGUUGCACUGGCUGCCAAUAUAUUUCUGGGAAAGAUACAAGGUGCUAGUUAUUACCUUUUAAAGCCCUGAAUGGCUUAAGCACGGGUUACCUGAGAGAAUGUCUUUAUCUACAAGAUCCCCACCACUCAUUAAGAUCAUCAGGAGCGGUCGUCUUCAGGUGUGAUUGGUUCAUCUGGUGGUGAUCUGGGAUUGGGCCUUUUCAGUUGAUGCACCCUAGGUUGUGGAACGUGCUCCCCAUGGAUAUAAGAGGGUGAUCUUUUUUGGAGUCUUGUAAAGUAGAGUGUGCCAUCAAGUCGAUUUCGACUCCUGGCGCCCACAGAGCCCUGUGGUUUUCUUUUGGUAGAAUACAGGAGGGCUUUAUUAUUGCCUCCUCCUGUGCAGUAUGAGAUGAUGCCUUUCAGCAUCUUCCUAUAUCGCUACUGCCUGAUAUAGUACCAGCAGGGAUUCGAACCGGCAACCUUCUGCUUGGCAGUCAAGCAUUUUCCCGCAGCACCACUUAUGGUGACCCUGGAGACUUGUAGGAGAGCCUUAAAAACCCAUCUUUUUAGCCUGGCUUUUAAUGAUGUCUAUUUUUAAUUUUAAUCUGGUUUAAAUGUGUUUUUAUUUUAAUUGUUUUAUUAUGUGUUUUUUAUUUUAAUGUAAACUGCCCUGAGCUGUUUUAGGAAAGGCGAUAUAUAAAUUGAAUGAAUGAAUGAAGUAAAAUAAGUAGUGUUGCCAACUCUCCAGGACUACUAGCCUGGGCUCUCCAGGAAUCAUUAUCCAUCUCCAGGGGACUAAAAGCAAUCCUGGAGGCUUUAAUAGCCUGAUAUUGUAAAAAAUGUUGUGGGGGGUGGAGUACUGGGGUGGGAGGAACGCUCCAGGAAUAGCUUCAAUUGGGGGUGACAACCCUUAGGAGGAAGGGGAUAUGCCUGGGCUGUUCCUUGCCCUUCCCUGUUCCUUGUUCUCUCACUUGCCACUCAUUGGUUUGCUCCUCUCAGCUGGGUCUUGUGACCCAGUCCAAUAUGUGGAACUACAACAUGUGGGGCGCCUAUUAGAAUGGUCCGCCUGAAGAGGUUAUUGGAUCUAGUAGGAUUCCAAGAAGCCUUGGAGGGAUUCAGUGUUGGCUCUGCUGGUGAUCCUGUUGAUGACCUUGUUGAGAAUUGGAAUAGCUUGCUCACCAGGGCAGUAGACACAAUUGCUCCUAAGCAUCCCCUCCGACCUGCUUCAAAAUUGGUCCCUUGGUAUACGGAAGAUCUACGGGGGCUGAAGUGGCAAGUUAGGCGACUGGAGCGCAAGUGAAAAAGACUUGACUCGAAUCUGACAGAUUAUGACAUGGAACACAUCUAAAGAUCUAUGCUCAGGCAAUACGUACGACAAAGAAGCGGUUCUUUUCUGCCCGUAUUGCCUCUGCGAGUUCAUGUCUGGCGGAGUUGUUCAGGGUUGUGAGGGGACUAGUAUCUGCCCCCCCCCCCCCCCCGAAUCAGAACUUGGAAGCAUCAGUUACCCGCUGCAAUGUGUUUAAAGAAUUUUUCACAGAUAAAAUCUCUCGGAUUUGGGCCGACCUAGAUGGAGACUCCACAAUUAAUUUGAUGUCUGAACUGGAGGUGUCCAACUAUUCCUCUUAUGUGAUUCGACUGGAUCAGUUUCAGUUUGUGACUCCUGAGGAUGUGGACAAACUGCUUGUGGUGAUGAGGCCUACCACUUGCUCUCUUGACCCUUGUCCAACAUGGCUUGUUCGAUCUAGCAGGGAGGUUGUUGUAGGCGGCCUGGUGGUAAUCAUAAAUGUUUCUCUGAGGGAGGGCAGGAUGCCUCCUUGUCUUAAGGAGGCAAUUAUUAGACCUCUUCUAAAGAAGCCUGCAUUAGAUCCCUCAGAGUUGAACAAUUAUAGGCUUGUUUCCAAUCUCCCAUGGCUGGGCAAGGUAAUUGAGAGGGUGGUGGCCUCUCAGCUCCAAUUGGUCUUGGAGGAAACUGAUUAUCUAGACCCAUUUCAAACUGGUUUUCGGGUGGGCUAUGGGGUGGAGACUGCCUUGGUCAGCCUGAUGGAUGAUCUCCAAUUGGCAAUGGACAGAGGAAGUGUGACUCUGUUGGUCCUUUUGGAUCUCUCAGCAGCUUUUGAUACUAUCGACCAUAGUAUCUUUCUGGAAUGUCUGAGAGUGUUGGGGGUGGGAGGCACUGUUUUACAGUGGUUCUGCUCCUACCUCUCAGACAGAUUUCAGAUGGUGGUGACUGGAGAUUGUUGCUCUUCAAAAUCUGAGCUUAAGUAUGGUGUCCCUCAAGGCUCCAUACUUUCUCCAAUGCUUUUUAACAUCUACAUGAAACCGCUGGGAGAGAUCAUGAGGGGAUUUGGAGCUGGAUGUUACCAGUACGCUGAUGACACCCAGAUCUACUUCUCCAUGUCAACCUCUUUGGGAGUUGGCAUAUCCUCCCUAAAACGGGCCUUCUCAGCUGCUGCCCCAAGAUUGUGGAAUGCGAUCCCUACUAAGAUACGAGCCUCCCCAUCUCGGGCAAUUUUUUUAAAACUUCUGAAAACACAUCUCUUCAACCAAGCUUUCUCAGCUUUUAAAAACUGUUUUUAAAUUGUUUUGGUUAUUUAGUUGGUGUUUUAUGAUGUUUUAAUUGUUAAUUAUUAUUUUAUGCAGUUUUAUAAUUUCUGUUUUAAUUGUUAAUUGAUGUUAAUGGUGUUUUAAUGUAAACCGCCCUGAGCCUUUUGGAAGGGCGGUAUAAAUUUUUUAAUAAUAACAAACAAACAAAUAAAUAAAUAUGCACCUUG